Messenger RNA from Danio rerio (zebrafish), 389 nucleotides. The record is from RefSeq and is a predicted model, not a curated record. NCBI's taxonomy places the organism in Eukaryota, Metazoa, Chordata, Actinopteri, Cypriniformes, Danionidae.
AUGCGACCAGCUGAUUCGGCAGCUUUUCUCUGCACCUCCCACAAUGCAUCGGUCUCUGUCCACUCGAGUCCGCAGUCAUGGAAGCGAACGGGCUGCCGGUGCCGCCGGUAAUGGACACACUGAUCGUUAACGGGGAACGAGAAGUCGAAGACCCAGCCAAGAAGAAAAAGAGGAAGAAGAAGAAAAACAAGUCAGUUGUUUCCGCAGGACACAGCGAGCAGGUUGAUGAUGGCGAGCUGGAGGUGAAGAAACCACUAGAACAGCAGAACCUGGAGGAGAAAGAGAGAGAAGAGGAUGGAGAAGAAGGUAUUGUGCUGGCGAGGGCACACUUCAAGAUUGCACACUCUUUUUUUUUUUUUACUGCAUAAAUGAUCUAUUAUAAUGCUUUA